AUGUUACCUAUCACUGCGGUCAAGGGCAAAGAUUCAUCAACUGACGACAACGAACGAAAAAAAAGUCAGUAUCAACAACGAGAUAUGAUCAUAGAUCUUCUUAAACACUAUUCAACCGCUACACUUGAUAUGAAAUACUUUCAAGACAAAAAUAAUCGUAUACCAUUCGCACGUUGUCGUACAUGUCUACAUACUCGAACGAUCUAUGAUUUUGAGCUAGAAGAUCUUGAUUUGAAGAAACAAUCUUUAUCAAAAUAUAGAAAUCAAUUAUGUUUAAUUGUGAAUGUUGCGACAUUCUGA
This is a messenger RNA of Adineta ricciae, 300 nucleotides long. The record is from the annotation of a GenBank genome assembly. NCBI's taxonomy places the organism in Eukaryota, Metazoa, Rotifera, Eurotatoria, Adinetida, Adinetidae.